AUGAAGAAUAUCUUCGUUGCCGUCUUCUUGAUUUUUGUUGUUCCGGUUCAAUUACUGGUCGACUCCGAAACUUAUCCCGAUCGUUUUACACCUGCUUUAUCAAGGAAACAUUCAGACGUGGAUAUUGGUCGUAUCUUGCUUUCUAAACGAAACUUAUUUUACCGAGGCCUUUUAUCAAUAAUAGCUGAUUAUUGGGCCAGAAAAUUGGGAAAACAACAAAGCUUGACACUUUUAUCAGAAACAAUAGUUGCAGUCGAUAAUUUAAAACAGGAGCUGCACGAUUACGGGGCAGAUACUCGGGCCAUCAUUGAGGUUCUAGAUGGAAAGAUCGAUGCAUUUAGUUGUACCUGUUCUGCUGAUGACGCCACGAGCAUUGGUAAAAUACCCAGUUCCUGUAAAGAUUUAAAAGCUAUUGGGCAUACAAAAAGUGGACUUUACCCUGUACUCGGAAGUAAGCAAGUCGAAACGGUUUAUUGCGAUUUCACCGUAGCAGCUGAUGGACCAGGCUUCCAGAAAUGGAUUGGUUAUCAAGACGUAAAAUCAAAGCCAACGUACUUCUAUGUACAGAAAACCAAAAGCUUUUCAGCUAAAAAUACCCCGAUUCCUUUUGAGCGAGUGAUGCUCAACAUCGGAGGAGCCAUGAACUUAGCAAGCGGGAAGUUUAAAACCCCCGUUACAGGAACUUAUUUUUUCUCCUUUACCGGACUAGUGCAAUAUCCAAUCACGUCUACGGUGCUCAACGAACUAUCCGUAACGCUCUAUCGGAAUGGCCAAGUUGUAGGAAGAGGUCAGUUUAACGAAGUCGCAGCCGUCGCAAAUAUUUAUUACCUAAGUCCGGUAACCGUCCAAUCUACGCUUAUGUUGAAUGCCGGAGACGAGGUGUGGUUAGAGGCCAGUUACGGACUGUUCAGUGUAGGUUAUCUAUUCGACUCCGAUGGCACCCGUUAUACGCAUUUUAAUGGCUGGCUUUUAGAAGAAGACAUCGUCCAUUCGUUGUAGUUGUUUAAAAUUUGAUAAUGAAAUUAAAAUAUACUUACCCGA
Messenger RNA from Daphnia carinata, 1041 nucleotides. RefSeq lists its product as uncharacterized. The record is from RefSeq and is a predicted model, not a curated record. Gene Ontology annotation, molecular function: protein binding. The transcript has 6 exons. NCBI's taxonomy places the organism in Eukaryota, Metazoa, Arthropoda, Branchiopoda, Diplostraca, Daphniidae. Bases 1 to 999 code for a protein of 332 amino acids.